Messenger RNA from Ipomoea triloba (trilobed morning glory), 1014 nucleotides. RefSeq lists its product as uncharacterized. The record is from RefSeq and is a predicted model, not a curated record. Bases 1 to 1014 code for a protein of 337 amino acids. Gene Ontology annotation, molecular function: nucleic acid binding; zinc ion binding. Lineage: Eukaryota; Viridiplantae; Streptophyta; Magnoliopsida; Solanales; Convolvulaceae. The transcript is spliced from 3 exons.
AUGGAACGAAUGGUUGAGUUUAUGCUAGCUCAGCAAGCCCAGAACCAAAACCAAGGGCAGCCACGGGUAGAUUUUGCUAAGGCAAUAGCAAACCGACAACCACCGUGUUACGCUAGAGAAAAAGUUCCGGUGAGUUUGGAGGAAUGGAUCAGGACGUUCAAUAAAUUGCUUAACGUAGUAAAUUGUCCUGCGAAUCAACGAGUACCUUCCGCGGUCUAUUACCUGACGAAAGCCGUAGACAAUUGGUGGGUAACAGUUGGACCUGACCUCCUACAAGACCAAGAGUUUGGUUGGGAGGAAUUCAAAGUGGAAUUGAGAAGACAAUUCUACACCGAUCGUAUUAAAGGGAUUAAAUGCGAGGAGUUUCUACGACUAAAGCAAAAGGGAGCAAAUAUCCAAGAAUACCAUGACAAAUACGUGGAGCUGAUGCGUUUCGCUCAAGAGAUUGUGCCUGAUGAAGCGAGUAAGGCACGAAGAUUUGUUCGAGGAUUAGAUUGGGAUGUAAGAAGGGCGAUUUCACCAUUCAUGUGCUCUACUCUGAAAGAGGCGUACGAUAGAGCCUCGGAUCAUUAUCAGGUGUACUUGGACCAACAGGAAGUUUACGGCCGAAACAAAAGGAAGGCUGAUGAUAAAUCACGGAAGUUCCCGUUGGGAAACAAGAAAGCUAACAAAGGUAGCUUUAACCCAAUACGAGGAAGAGGAAGGGAAGGAAUCAAUCAGGGAAACCGUCCUGCUUGCCAAAGAUGUGGAAGGAAUCAUCCCGGAGAAAAUUGUCAAGGAAUGAAGAUUAAGUGCUUCAAGUGUGGUCUUUUUGGACACAAGUCCUUUGAGUGCCAAAGUCAGAUAGACAGUCCCCAAAAACCCCUACAGAAGGUAGAGUUUCAACCUAUGGGUAAAACUUUACAGUAUCUAGCGGGUGACGACCCUCCAGCUCCGGCUUAUGCUCCUAUCCUAUUCAUGCUCCUGUUCACCCGGUUGUACCUGUCUGUCCUCCUGCUCCCAGUAGUCCAUUGA